Solenopsis invicta (red fire ant) is the source of this 711-nucleotide messenger RNA. RefSeq names its product zinc finger BED domain-containing protein 4-like. Bases 1 to 711 code for a protein of 236 amino acids. Gene Ontology annotation, molecular function: protein dimerization activity. The record is from RefSeq and is a predicted model, not a curated record. NCBI's taxonomy places the organism in Eukaryota, Metazoa, Arthropoda, Insecta, Hymenoptera, Formicidae. The transcript has a single exon.
AUGAAGCCAAUUGAAUGUGUCAUCAAAGAAAUUAGCGGCAGCAACUAUCCUACUUGCAGUGUCAUAAUUCCAAUCAUUCGUUGUAUGACUCUAUCUAUUGAACAAAUUUAUCCUUCAACAAACGAAGGAAUUCUUUUCCAGACAAACCUCCUUGCAUCCAUUCAACAGAAGUUUAAAGAUGUUGAAAACGUUAAGAUUCUUUCAAUCCCUACAAUACUUGAUCCGCGAUUCAAACGAAUCCAUUUCCAAAAUGCUCGUGCAGCAGCUGCUGCUGUAGAACAAAUCAACAAAGAAAUUAAAUUGAUUGGUGUGGAAAAAACUGAGGAAAAAAGACAAGUUCAACGCAAUCCUGAGGAAACCAAUGAACAUAGUCUCUGGAAGGCUCAUGACGAUUUGGUGGCAAAAUAUACUGACGAGAGUACACAAGAUGAACAUCUUAUCCAUGAAUUAAGACAAUAUUUAAAGCAACCGGUGAUUGCUCGUCACCACGAUCCAUUUCAACAUUGGAUAUCUUUAAAGCACUCGUUUCCAACGCUGUACGAACUGGCAAUUAGAUACAUCAGUAUUAUUAGUACCUCUGUACCAUCUGAAAGAAAAUUUUCCGAGGCAGGUGACAUUAAGAGCAAUGAGAGGAAUCGUAUAACGGGUGAGCACUUGAACCAACUCUUAUUUCUCGGAUCUCUUUCAAAAGAAGAAUGGAAAUUGGAAUAA